Castor canadensis (American beaver) is the source of this 2457-nucleotide messenger RNA. RefSeq names its product interferon-induced GTP-binding protein Mx1. NCBI's taxonomy places the organism in Eukaryota, Metazoa, Chordata, Mammalia, Rodentia, Castoridae. The record is from RefSeq and is a predicted model, not a curated record. Gene Ontology annotation, biological process: defense response to virus; receptor internalization; synaptic vesicle budding from presynaptic endocytic zone membrane. Gene Ontology annotation, molecular function: GTP binding; microtubule binding; GTPase activity. Gene Ontology annotation, cellular component: synapse; cytoplasm; plasma membrane.
GAGCCCAUCAGCCAGCAUCCAAGCUUUCACACUCUCGCAUCACAGUGUGCAACUGGGGAAGGAGGAAGAAGAUGGGUCCUACUCCACAGAAAGCCAGAAAUUGUGAUUCAGCUUCGGUAUCAAACCAUCUAUUAGUGAAUGGAGAUGCUAAUGUGACAAAGGAAACUCAGGACAUGGGUCCUGAGAACAACCUCUGCAGGCAGUACGAGGAGAAGGUGCGUCCUUGCAUCGACCUCAUCGACUCCCUGAGGGCCCUGGGUGUGGAGAAGGACCUGGCCCUGCCUGCCAUUGCUGUCAUCGGGGACCAGAGCUCGGGCAAGAGCUCCGUGCUGGAAGCUCUGUCGGGAGUCGCUCUGCCCAGGGGCAGUGGCAUUGUCACCAGGUGCCCUCUGGUGCUGAAACUGAAGAAGCUGCGGCAGGAGGAGGAGUGGACAGGCAAAGUCAUCUACCGGGACAUCGAGGAGGAGCUCAGUGAUCCUUCCCAGGUCGAAAGAGAAGUCAACAAAGCCCAGAAUGUCAUCGCGGGGGAAGGACUGGGGAUCAGUGAAGAGCUCAUAAGUCUGGAGAUCAGCUCCCCACACGUCCCGGAUCUGACUUUGAUCGACCUUCCCGGCAUCACCAGGGUGGCUGUGGGCAAUCAGCCUGCUGACAUCGGACGCCAGAUCAAGCGACUCAUUAGGACAUACAUCCAAAAGCAGGAGACCAUCAACUUGGUGGUGGUCCCCAGUAACGUGGACAUUGCCACCACAGAGGCGCUGAGCAUGGCACAGGAGGUUGACCCAGAAGGAGACAGGACCAUAGGUAUCUUGACAAAGCCUGAUCUGGUGGACAAAGGCACCGAAGAUGAGGUUGUUAACGUGGUGAGGAAUCUCGUGUACCACCUGAAGAAGGGCUACAUGAUCGUCAAGUGCCGGGGCCAGCAGGACAUCCAGGAGCAGAUGAGCCUGACACAGGCCCUACAGAAUGAGCGUUCCUUCUUUGAGGACCACCCACAUUUCAGGGCUCUGCUGGAAGAUGGGAAAGCCACGGUGCCCUGCCUGGCAGAGAGACUGACCUCCGAGCUCAUCAAGCACAUCUGCAAAUCUCUGCCACUAUUGGAAAAUCAAAUAAAGGAGAGUCACCAGAAAGUAACAGCAGAUUUACAAAUCUGUGGCAUGGGUGUACCAGAAGAUGAUAACGAGAAAACAUCCUUUCUGAUAGACAAAAUUAAUGCAUUCAAUCAGGACAUCACUGCUUUAGUACAAGCACAGGAGACCGUGGAGGUGUUAGAGACCCGGCUAUUUACCAAACUCCGAAAUGAGUUCUUCAAUUGGAAUACUGAGAUUGAGAAACAUUUCAAAAUAGGUUCUGAUGUUUUAUUUGGUGAAAUGAAGAGAUUUGAAAACCAGUAUCGUGGCAGGGAGCUGCCAGGAUUUGUGAAUUACAGGACAUUUGAGACGAUCAUAAAAGAGCAAGUGAGAGCCCUGGAAGAGCCCGCUGUGGACCUGCUACAUAGGGUCACUGACAUGGUUCGAGUUGCCUUCACAAAUGUUUCUGCAAAAUAUUUUCAGGAGUUUUUUAACCUCCACAAAACUGCCAAGAAUAGAAUUGAAGACAUUAGAUUAGACCAAGAAAAAGAAGCUGAGAAGUUGAUCCGACUUUACUUCCAGAUGGAGCAGAUCGUCUAUUGCCAGGACCAAGUGUACAGAGUUGUGUUGCAGAAUGUCAGAGAGAGGGAAGCAGAAGAAGAGAAAAAAAAAUACACUUUUUCCGUCCUUCCUUCAAAGGACAUUUCCAUGGCUGAAAUCUUGCAGCACCUGAAAGCCUACCACCAGGAGGCCAGAAGGAGCAUCAGCAGACAAGUCCCUUUGAUGAUCCAGUACUUCGUCCUGCAGACAUUCGGCCAGCGGCUGCAGAAGGCCAUGCUUCAGCUCUUGCAGGACAAGGAGUCCUGCAGCUGGCUCCUGAAGGAGCGCAGUGACACUAGCGAGAAGAGGAAGUUCCUGAAGCAGCGGCUGGAGCGGCUGGUACGGGCUCGGCACAGGCUUGCCAAAUUCCCUGGUUAAUUGGGCUCUGUCCCUCCCCAGAGCUCCAGGGGAAGCAGGCUGCACCCCUGUCCCAAUGGCGGCACCAUGAUUCUUUAGUUGUAAGCUUAGUGGUCAGACCAUAGAGAUCUCUAUGUGCCCUGAGGAGAUGAAGGUCAGGGAGGAGCCAUGGGGACUACCUUCACUCCAGCAGGGAGACAGUAGCCCUUUAAAGCACAGGAUGCAGAGUGGGGAGACUGCCACUGUCUUAAUGGGAAUAGCGACCUCCCUGACCUGCUCACUUUCUUUGUCACAAGGCCACCCAGGUUCCACACUCUGGCAGGUUCAUUACUGGUGGUGUAAUAUCCUUUGGAACCAGUGUUAAGGAGCAGCCAGGCCUUGCUGGAUGCCCGUGAUGGCCAUGUCUCCUCUGACCCUAAUAAACCCUGUAUCU